CGGGCCGACUUCCACACUGCUGGCGGCGUGUGUGGAACACUUUUCUCUCACCGUCCCGUCCGAUUUACCGGCAAAUCAUCAAAUUAGGCUCGUUUUUUGUGUUACUGCUCUCUAAAUUUCCACCGGAUGAACUCAGGCCGCUGACAGACACCUGCCCAGCGGUGAAAUCUUAACAUCAUCGGUAGUUUUUUGGAGUCUUUAGCCUCCAUCUCCUGCUUGUUGGCGCGGCGUGAGUUUCACGUGGAGACCGUGUAGCUCAUCACUGCUCAGAAAGCAUCCAGCAGCCACCCGGUAGUUAGCAUUAGCUACCUGAGAUAAAAUGACAAAGAUGGCAUCGUUGAUCCUGGAGGACGGGACCACGUUUAAAGGCCUGCUGUUCGGUGCAGAUGUGUCAGUGUCGGGAGAAGUUGUGUUCCAGACAGGCAUGGUGGGCUACCCCGAGGCCCUCACUGACCCGUCCUACCGCUGCCAGCUGCUCACCCUCACCUACCCUCUGGUGGGCAACUACGGGAUCCCACAGGACGAGGACGGAGAGUUCGGACUGAGCAAGUGGUUUGAGUCGUCAAAGAUCCACGCUGCAGCUCUGAUCAUCGGAGAGCUGUCAGACAGUCCCAGUCACUGGAGCUCAGUCAAGUCUCUGGACCAGUGGCUCAAAGAGCAAGGCAUCCCUGGAAUACAAGGGAUUGACACCCGCCGUCUGACCAAAAAGAUCCGAGAGAAGGGCACCAUGUUGGGGAAGCUGGUUGUGGACGGGACUCCUGAGGACAGCGUUGCUUUUAAUAACCCAGACAAGAGGAACCUGGUCCAGGAGGUCUCCAUGAAGGAGCCCAGAGUUUUCAACCCCAGCGGCAGUUUGAGGAUCACAGUGGUGGACUGUGGUAUCAAAUACAACCAGAUCCGCUGCCUGGCUGAGAGGGGCGCCUGCGUUACCGUGGUACCCUGGGACCACCCGCUGGACACCAAAGAUUUUGACGGUCUGUUCAUCAGUAACGGCCCCGGAGACCCUCAGUUCUGUCAAGCCACCAUCAACAACGUGAAGAAGGUGGUCUGUGUGGAAAGUCCCAAGCCGGUUUUCGGUAUUUGCCUCGGACACCAGCUGCUCUCCUUAGUCAUCGGAUCCAAAACAUACAAGAUGAAAUAUGGUAACCGUGGCCACAACCAGCCGUGCAUCCACAAGGGAACGGACCGCUGCUUCAUCACCAGUCAGAACCACGGCUUCGCCGUCGACCCCGACACCCUGCCCAGCGACUGGGACGUCCUCUUCACCAACGCCAACGACCACACCAACGAGGGCAUCGUGCACAACACCAAACCUCUGUUCAGUGUUCAGUUCCACCCGGAGCACAUGGCCGGACCCACAGACCUGGUUGGCCUGUUUGACGUCUUCCUGGACACGGUGAAAGACCACAAGGAGGGAAAAAACACCAAAUCUGUGAAGCAGCGUGUUCUGGACCACCUCACUUACUCGGGUUCCCCCAAGUCUGAGGAGGUGGUCCGGCCCAGGAAGGUGCUGAUCCUGGGCUCUGGAGGUCUGUCCAUCGGCCAGGCCGGAGAGUUCGACUACUCCGGCUCCCAGGCCAUCAAGGCUCUGAAGGAGGAGAACAUCCAGACGGUGCUGAUCAACCCCAACAUCGCCACCGUCCAGACCUCCAAAGGCCUCGCUGACAAGGUCUACUUCCUGCCCAUCACGGCGCAGUACGUCACGCAGGUGAUAAAGAACGAGCGUCCGGACGGCGUGCUGCUGACCUUCGGCGGUCAGACGGCUCUGAACUGCGGCGUGGAGCUGACCAAGCUGGGCGUCCUGGAGAAAUACAGAGUUAAAGUCCUGGGGACGCCGGUGGCCUCCAUCGAGAUGACCGAAGACAGAAAGAUCUUUGUGGAGAAGAUGGAAGAGAUCAACGAGCACGUCGCUCCCAGUGAAGCGGCGCUGUCUGUGGAGCAGGCCGUGGCGGCAGCAGAACGAAUCGGCUACCCCGUCAUGGUGCGGUCAGCCUUCGCUCUCGGAGGUCUGGGCUCCGGCUUCGCCAACAACAAAGAGGAGCUGACGUCUCUGGUGACGGCGGCCUUCGCCCACACCUCCCAGGUCCUGGUGGACAAGUCCCUCAAAGGCUGGAAGGAGAUCGAGUACGAGGUGGUCCGAGACGCCUUCGACAACUGUGUCACUGUGUGUAACAUGGAGAAUAUUGACCCUCUGGGCAUCCAUACGGGAGAAUCCAUCGUGGUGGCGCCCAGCCAGACGCUCAACGACCACGAGUACAACAUGCUGAGGAACACCGCCAUCAAAGUCAUCCGCCACCUCGGCAUCGUGGGAGAGUGUAACAUCCAGUACGCCCUCAACCCCGAGUCUGAACAGUACUACAUCAUCGAGGUGAACGCCCGUCUGUCCCGCAGCUCGGCUCUGGCCAGUAAGGCCACUGGUUAUCCUCUGGCCUAUGUAGCAGCUAAACUGGGCCUGGGGAUCCCACUGCCACAGCUCAAGAACUCUGUAACCAACUCCACCACGGCCAACUUUGAGCCCAGUCUGGAUUACUGCGUGGUGAAGGUUCCUCGCUGGGAUCUGAGCAAGUUCCUCCGGGUCUCCACCAAGAUCGGCAGCUCCAUGAAGAGCGUCGGUGAGGUGAUGGCGAUCGGUCGUAGCUUCGAGGAGGCCUUCCAGAAAGCUCUGAGGAUGGUGGAUGAGAACUGCGUCGGCUUCGACCACACCAUCAAACCGGUCUCUGACGAGGAGCUGCAGACUCCUACUGAUAAGCGGAUCUUCGUGCUGGCGUCAGCGUUCCGGGCCGGCUACACCGUGGACCAGCUCUACGACCUCACUAAGAUCGACCGCUGGUUCCUGCACAAGAUGAAGAACAUCGCCGACCACGAGCACCUGCUGGAGUCCUACAACCAGGUACACUUGGACGAGAGCGCCAUGCCUCCAGAGGUGAUGAGGAAGGCCAAGCAGCUGGGCUUCUCCGACAAGCAGAUCGCUCAGGCUGUCCAGAGCACGGAGCUCGCUGUGAGAAAGAUGCGUCGUGAUUGGUCGAUCCUCCCGGUGGUGAAGCAGAUCGACACGGUGGCGGCCGAGUGGCCCGCCUUCACCAACUACCUGUACCUGACCUACCACGGCACGGAGAACGACCUGGCCUUCGACGAGCAGCACAUCAUGGUGAUCGGCUCCGGCGUGUACCGCAUCGGCAGCAGCGUGGAGUUCGACUGGUGCGCAGUCGGCUGCAUCACAGAGCUCAGGAAGAUGGGUUAUAAGACCAUCAUGGUGAACUACAACCCCGAGACGGUCAGUACGGACUACGACAUGUGUGACCGCCUCUACUUUGAUGAGAUCUCCUUUGAGGUGGUGAUGGAUAUCUAUGAGAGGGAGAACCCAGAGGGAGUGAUCCUGUCUAUGGGAGGCCAGCUGCCCAACAACAUCGCCAUGUCGCUGCACCGCCAGCAGUGCCGCAUCCUGGGGACGUCGCCCGAGUUCAUCGACUGCGCCGAGAACAGGUUCAAGUUCUCCAGAAUGCUCGACACCAUCGGGAUCAGCCAGCCGCAGUGGAAGGAGCUCUCUGACACCGAGUCUGCUAUGAAGUUCUGUGAGACCGUUGGUUAUCCCUGCCUGGUUCGUCCCUCCUACGUGCUCAGCGGAGCGGCCAUGAACGUGGCGUACGGCGACAGCGACCUGGAGAAGUACCUGGGCAGCGCCGUGGCCGUGUCCAAGGAACAUCCUGUCGUCAUCUCCAAGUUCAUCCAGGAGGCAAAGGAGAUUGACGUGGACGCUGUGGCCUGUGACGGCGUCGUGAUCGCCAUCGCCGUGUCGGAGCACGUGGAGAACGCCGGCGUUCACUCCGGCGACGCCACGCUGGUGACUCCGCCUCAGGAUCUCAACCAGAAGACCAUCGACAGGAUCAAGAUGAUCGUCCACGCCAUCGGCCUGGAGCUGCAGGUCACCGGACCCUUCAACCUGCAGCUCAUCGCCAAGGAUGACCAACUGAAGGUGAUCGAGUGCAACGUGCGAGUGUCCCGCUCCUUCCCCUUCGUGUCAAAGACUCUGGGCGUCGACCUGGUUGCCUUGGCAACGCAGGCCAUCGUGGGGGAGGAGGUGGACCCAGUGGGCCUGAUGAGAGGGAAAGGGAUCGUAGGAGUCAAGGUUCCACAGUUCUCGUUCUCGCGGCUGGCCGGAGCCGACGUGGUGCUCGGCGUGGAGAUGACCAGCACGGGAGAGGUGGCGUGCUUCGGGGAGAACCGGUACGAGGCGUACCUGAAAGCCAUGCUGUCCACCGGCUUCAAGAUCCCCAAGAAGAACAUCCUGCUGUCCAUCGGCAGCUACAAGAAUAAGAGUGAGCUGCUGCCCACCGUUCAGGCUCUGGAGUCUCUGGGUUACGACCUGUACGCCAGUCUGGGGACUGCAGACUUCUACACAGAGCACGGAGUCAAGGUGACGGCGGUGGACUGGCCCUUCGAGGAGGAGGACAGCGACUGUCCCACUAAAGAGAAGCAGCGCAGCAUCAUGCACUACCUGGAGGAGAACCACUUCGACCUGGUCAUCAACCUCUCCAUGAGGAACAGCGGGGGGCGCCGCCUCUCCUCCUUCGUCACUAAAGGCUACCGGACCAGACGCAUGGCCAUCGACUACUCCGUCCCCCUCAUCAUCGACAUCAAGUGCACCAAGCUCUUCGUGCAGGCUCUGCGUCAGGUCGGUCCCACUCCUCCGGUGAAGACUCACAUCGACAGCAUGACGUCUCAGACGCUGGUCCGUCUGCCCGGUCUGAUCGAUGUGCACGUCCACCUGCGGGAGCCCGGAGCCACCCAUAAGGAGGACUUCUCCUCCGGGACAGCAGCAGCUCUAGCAGGAGGCGUCACCAUGGUGUGUGCCAUGCCCAACACCUCCCCCGCCAUCACCGACGCCGCCACGCUGGCUCUGGUUCAGAAGCUGGCCAAAGCGGGCUGCAGGUGUGACUACGCUCUGUAUCUGGGCGCCGCUUCAGACAACGCCGCCGUCCUGCCGUCCAUCGCCAGCCAGGCCGCCGGCCUCAAGAUGUACCUGAACGACACGUACUCCACCCUCAAGAUGGACAACGUCUCCCUCUGGAUGGAGCACUUUGAGAAGUGGCCCAAGCAGAUGCCCAUCGUGGCUCACGCCGAGAAGCAGACGGUGGCCGCCAUCCUGAUGGUGGCUCAGCUCUACCAGAGACCCGUCCACAUCUGCCACAUCGCCAAGAAGGAGGAGAUCCUGAUCAUCCGAGCGGCGAAGCAGAAAGGCAUCCAGGUGACCUGUGAGGUGGCUCCUCACCACCUCUUCCUCUGUGAGGACAACGUGGCCGAGAUCGGGGACGGGCGAGCGCAGGUCCGUCCCAUGCUGGGGACACGAGAGGACAUGGAGGCUCUGUGGGAGAACAUGGACAUCAUCGACUGCUUCGCCACAGAUCACGCUCCUCACUCUCUAGAGGAGAAGAGCGGGGAGCGUCCUCCUCCUGGUUACCCCGGCCUGGAGACGAUGCUGCCGCUGCUGCUGACCGCCGUCAGCGACGGACGCCUCACUCUGGAUGACAUCAUCAGGCGUCUCUAUGACAACCCACGCAAGAUCUUUAACCUGCCGGUCCAGGACAACACCUACGUGGAGGUGGACUUGGAGCAGGAGUGGGUCAUCCCUCAGGCCAUGCAGUUCACCAAGUCCAAGUGGACUCCAUUCCAGGGUCUGAAGGUGAAGGGGAAAGUCCGCCGCGUCGUCCUCAGAGGAGAGGUGGCUUACAUCGACGGCCAGGUGUUGGUUCCUCCAGGUUACGGUGAGGACGUGAAGACGUGGCCCGCUGCUCCCAUCGUUCCUCCUGAAGCUGUUAAAGAAAGUCCACGGACCCCUGAACACACUCGUCCUACUCCUCCCCGGGACGGUCUGGUCCGGACCCGAGCAGCGAGUCCCCGACGCUCAGCAUCAGACCGCUACCUGCUGCCUCCCCGCAUCCACCGCUCCUCAGACCCCGGACUCCCACCAGAGAUGGUGAUGCUCCCCCCGGCCGUAGCUGGAGACGGUUACAGCCACCCUCCUCCUCUGUCCCGGCUGCUGUCCCCUCAGUCUGGACCAGGACCGCUACCUGCUGGACAGGUGUCCCACUUCCAGACGUCUCCUCUGCUGCACCCGCUGGUGGGCCAGCACAUCCUGUCUGUCAGGCAGUUCAGCAAAGAGCAGAUCUCACACCUUUUUAAUGUUGCCCACACUCUGCGUCUGAUGGUUCAGAAGGAGCGAAGCCUGGACCUCCUCAAGGGUAAGGUGAUGGCGUCCAUGUUCUACGAGGUCAGCACUCGCACCAGCAGCUCCUUCUCGGCGGCCAUGCAGCGUCUGGGCGGCUCGGUGGUCCACUUCAGCGAGGCCACCUCGUCCACGCAGAAAGGAGAGUCGCUGUCUGACUCGGUGCAGACGAUGAGCUGCUACGCCGACGUGCUGGUGCUCCGACACCCGACGCCUGGAGCUGUGGAGAGUGCAUCGCGUCAUUGUCGUAAGCCUGUGAUCAACGCUGGAGACGGUGUCGGGGAGCAUCCGACCCAGGCGCUGCUGGACGUCUUCACCAUCAGGGAGGAGCUGGGGACGGUCAACGGCAUGACGAUAACUAUGGUCGGGGACCUGAAACACGGCCGAACGGUUCAUUCUCUGGCCAAACUGCUGACUCAGUACCGCAUCACGCUGCGCUACGUGGCGCCCAAGAACCUCCACAUGCCGGCAGAGAUCAUCAGCUACGUGGCCUCCAAGGGCAUCAGACAGGAGGAGUUUGAGAGCAUCGAGGAAGCUCUGCCAGAGACCGACGUGCUCUACAUGACGAGGAUCCAGAAGGAGAGGUUCGCUUCUGAGGAGGAGUACAGAGCUUGUUUCGGUCAGUUCAUCCUCACUCCUCACAUCAUGACUGUAGCCAAGAAGAAGAUGGUGGUGAUGCACCCGCUGCCCCGAGUCAACGAGAUCAGUGCGGAGGUGGACACCGACCCGAGGGCAGCGUAUUUCCGUCAAGCAGAGAACGGCAUGUACAUCCGAAUGGCCCUGCUGGCCACCGUACUCAGCAGAUAGAUCCACCUGCUGCAUAUCUGUCACACAAAUUAUAAACUCUUAGAUUAACAAGAAUAUCUGCAUUUUCUCUCCCUGAAAUGUGCAGAUGUCUUGUUUCCAGUCUGUAAAGGGUGUCAGUAGAGAUAAAUACAACAAUAAGACUUUUAAAGUUGCAUCAUGCUGUUUUUCUUUUCAUCCAUAUCUCACCUGCAAAAUUCCCACAAUGCAAGAUUUUUUAAAAUGUCUUAAAACAAUUAACAUUUUCCAUAAAACUGCUUCUUCUCUAGAAAUUAUUUCUGCAUUUGUGAGAUUUAUUUUUCUUUGUAUUGUUUAUGAUGUUCAGUGAGCCAUUGUUACCUAAAGGAGGACCAGGAGGAGAAAAAUAAGGGAGGCGGGCAUUUAAAUCAUUCCAUGGAUGGUUCGAUAAUGUGUGAUAUAAAUGACAGAAAUGUUUUUGUAGCUUUUUUGGUAAAUUGUUCUCAGCCGUAGGUCAAUGUAAAGGGACCAGUUCAGAUGAUAAAAGGGAGAAAACUGUGUAUUUUGACCAAUAAUCCUGUCGGUUUCUUUUCCAGUACCGUCUUCAAUGUUGUUGUAGCAUUACGUGGAAGCGGAUACGCACAAAUAUUCUCUUUAAGCCUUUUCUUAGUUGCUUUAGGGGUCUUUUUCUUAAACUGAAGCAGUUUAGAAGUUAACUUUUAUCCAGAUGAGAGUUAAAGUCAUGUCAGUGUUGGUGAAUUUCUUUGUAUUAUGUGGAGAAAUAAAUAAUAAAACGACAAAUUUCCCUUUUGUA
This is a messenger RNA of Centropristis striata (black sea bass), 7799 nucleotides long. It is a transcript of the gene cad, whose product is annotated as carbamoyl-phosphate synthetase 2, aspartate transcarbamylase, and dihydroorotase. NCBI's taxonomy places the organism in Eukaryota, Metazoa, Chordata, Actinopteri, Perciformes, Serranidae. The record is from RefSeq and is a predicted model, not a curated record. Gene Ontology annotation, biological process: L-citrulline biosynthetic process; L-glutamine metabolic process; 'de novo' pyrimidine nucleobase biosynthetic process. The transcript is spliced from 44 exons. Gene Ontology annotation, molecular function: carbamoyl-phosphate synthase (glutamine-hydrolyzing) activity; ATP binding; amino acid binding. The coding region runs from base 320 to 7030 and encodes 2236 amino acids. Gene Ontology annotation, cellular component: cytoplasm; cytosol.